CUCUCGGGCAAAAUCAAAAAUGGCUGGGAAACAAGUCGGAAGCGUGGUAUUUGUUACCGGUAACUCGAAGAAACUGGAAGAGGUUGUUCAAAUCCUAGGUGACAAGUUUCCUUUCACACUUGUUUCCAAAAAGCUUGACUUACCAGAGUACCAGGGUGAGCCAGAUGAGAUUUCAAUAAAGAAAUGUCAGGAAGCAGCCAGAGAGGUCCAAGGCCCCGUUAUAGUAGAGGACACAUGUCUAUGCUUCAAUGCACUUGGCGGCCUUCCUGGUCCAUACAUAAAAUGGUUCCUGUCAAAGUUACGACCUGAAGGUUUGUAUAAGAUGCUGACUGGCUUUGAAGACAAAUCAGCUUAUGCACUCUGCACCUUUGCGUACAGCACAGGAAACCCAGAAGACCCAGUGAAGCUGUUUCGAGGGAAAACUCUGGGCAAAAUAGUUGAUCCUCGGGGACCCAGAGACUUUGGUUGGGAUCCUUGUUUUCAGCCUGACAACUUUGACCAGACAUAUGCAGAAAUGCCGAAAGCUCUGAAGAACACAAUAUCUCACCGUUAUAAAGCGCUUCGUGAGUUGGCAGACUAUUUCAUUGCAGAGAAUGAUUCUUCAAAAAAGCCCCGGCUAGAGGAGGAAAGCCAUUAAAACAGUGCUUUUUCAUUUUUUAUUGAAUAAAAAAAGUAUAGUAUUUGUUCUGUACAUAACAAACUAUUUAGUACAUUUUGGAGAUGUGAUAAAUUAAAGGCGUUUUGUUACUCUUUG
This is a messenger RNA of Hypanus sabinus (Atlantic stingray), 754 nucleotides long. It is a transcript of the gene itpa, whose product is annotated as inosine triphosphatase (nucleoside triphosphate pyrophosphatase). The transcript has 8 exons. Gene Ontology annotation, cellular component: cytoplasm. The record is from RefSeq and is a predicted model, not a curated record. Gene Ontology annotation, molecular function: nucleoside triphosphate diphosphatase activity. Bases 20 to 637 code for a protein of 205 amino acids. Lineage: Eukaryota; Metazoa; Chordata; Chondrichthyes; Myliobatiformes; Dasyatidae. Gene Ontology annotation, biological process: nucleoside triphosphate catabolic process.